Molecule: messenger RNA, 3786 nt
Organism: Zygosaccharomyces rouxii
Lineage: Eukaryota; Fungi; Ascomycota; Saccharomycetes; Saccharomycetales; Saccharomycetaceae
Gene: TRS120
Product: TRAPPII-specific subunit TRS120
Exons: 1
Coding region: 1-3786 (1261 amino acids)
Cellular component (GO): trans-Golgi network
Source: RefSeq, a predicted model, not a curated record
AUGAACCCAUCAAUGUACGAUGCUAGUUUUGUACAGCCGUGUCGUGUACGACUUCUAGUGGUGCCCGUUGGGAAAUGGAAAAGAAGCCAGUUUUUAGAAGCUGUUACGAAAUUGAGAAAGUACAAUGAGGUCAGAUUGGUUGACAUUACCCCAAUUGAUAGUCCACUCUUUACUCCACAGGGUUUCCCACAGGGUAGGCUAUUCUUUGAAGUUAUUACAUCUGGUCAUAACGAUGCGUUAAACCUGUUUCUCUAUGAUUUCGAGCCAUUUAGAAAGAUAUUCGUUGUUGUGGGACUUGUGAACGAUGAUUCCUCAUCUGAAGAUAAUCUCAAGGUUUUGAAGGAGAAAUAUCCUACCGUCAUCUCGCAUAACUUGAUAUACGUGGGCUCUAAUGUAGAUGCCGGGUCUUCUCAAGACGCUCAAGUUUUCCGCAGUGGCGAUGAGUUUGAGUCCAAUUUGGAAACCAUCAUCUGUGAUAUUGGUAGGAAUUUCCUACAGGCACUUUCACAUUACUAUUCUUCUUAUAAGCAUGUUACCUUGAGAUCUCCAGGUGCCAUUGGUGGUAAUGCAGUAUUGAAGACCUCAUUGACAAGACAACUGGCCCAUGCCAAUUUGCCUACGAAUUCUACGUCAUCAUCCUCAUCAUCACGAAAGAUGAACAGUUUUGAAUCAACUACUAAUAGCAUCAAAAGAUCAGCAUCUUUGAAACUGGCGAAAUCACUAUCCACCUCAGAAAACAGAUCGCAGUUGAGAUCUCAGGGGAGACAGCACAAGAUUUUGGGAAAUUUCCAAUUACUUGCCGGCAGGUACAUUAGUGCUCUCCAUAGUUUUACUGAAGCAGUCACACAAUUGUACAAAGUUCGUGAUCAUCUUUGGUUAGCAUCUGCAUUGGACGGCAUUGCUAUAUGUCUUCUUUUGUUAAGUUUUCUUAACAUAUCUUUCCAAAUACCAUACAUCGUCAUGCUAAUCAUACCUGUCCAAACUUCUAACCCUAGUGCUGAUCCGAUUUCUCCGCGAAAUAGUUCUAAUGGUCCUAUUAGAUCUCCAAGAAAUUCUUCAAGCUCACUAGGAUUAAGUCAAGACGUUGAUGUGGAAAAUGUUAAUUUACCAAUCCUAAUCAGAUCAAUUUCUGAAAAGAUACUAUACUAUUACGAGUUAAGUUUGAACCAUCACUGCGAUUACGCGCCGCAAACUGUUUAUUCAGAGACAUUAUUGAAAACAUUAACAUUUAUGGUAACAUGCUAUUCAAGCACCAAGCUAUCUCCACCUAUAUUGGAAAAAAUCAUAAAAGGUUCACUUUCCUCAAGUUUGGGACCAGCAACAAUGUUCGAUAGUAAUCAAUUGGGUCCAAUAGAUGGGAAAGACGAGAUUCUUUUCUCAAAAAUUGAAAUUUAUUCCUUUGCUAAUAAAAUUUUUGAGCUCCAAUUAAAAGAAAUGGACCUUGAAAGUCAGACUAUUAUCUACAUCGUAUUAUCCAAAGUUUACCAUUCUUUGGGAUUUGCCAGGAAAAGAUUAUUUGUCCUACGCCUUUUACUUGUAGCCCUCUUAGCAAACCAAGAGAAGAUUAACUGGGAUGAGAAUUAUCUAGAAAUCUUGGAUGGAAUGAUAAAACUUUAUGGUAUAGAGGAUAGAACUCCGGAAACGUCAGUACAAGAUUCUCAAGCUUCAGCGUGGUUGACUUUGCAGAGAAAAUGCUUGCAGCUAUGUUUAAUGGUUUCACGCAAGCUUAAGAAUUCUGAGUGUACCUCUAGGUAUGCAGUUAUGCUCUUGAGCAGAUAUACACAUUUAUUAACCCAAUCUGAACAGCAGAAUCUUUUCACUUCAUUUAUUCAACCGUCCAUGUUUGAUGGUUAUAUUCAAUCCUACUGGGAUCCUUUUCUGUUAAGAGAUGUUAAAUUGACAAGAUUAGAAUCAGAUGUUUCCGGCGGUGAAUUGCCCGUUGAGUCAGAAAUGAGUGUUUUGGAUAAAAAAGCCAAGGUCAACCCUACAAGGUCAGAUGAAGUUUUCAAUCCAUUUAGACAGCUACUAGCUGCCGAUAAAGUGGUUUCCGAGGCGGAUCCCACGUCGCAAAACGUUUUCCUGGUAGGUGAUAGAGCCAUGUUCUCAUGCAUGGUUCAAAACCCAUUUAAAUUCGAAAUUUCUUUUACAGGUAUUCAAUUCAAUUCUGAGACUACAAAGUUCUGUGAGUUGGGGAAAAGCGAUGUUAACUUGAAAAGACCUUAUUACGUGGGCCCUGAAUCGAUUAGAAUCAUCAAUUUGCCGCUAGAAUUAAAAAAAGCAACUCAUCACGAAUGGCUCAAUAUCGAUUCCGUAAAAAUAUCCGUCAUGGGUCUCCCCGCUAAGGAUUUCCCUAUCGCUCUUUCAGAGAACCGUAUCUCCAAGCCAGAUGUAGAGAAUGAUAGGUUUAAUGCAGGCAGGGUUCAAAUUAAAAUUUUACCUGAACAGCCUGAGUUACAACUGUUGAGGACAAAUAACAUGACUGACAAUUCAUGGAUGAUGUUGCAUGGAACCAAAAAACGCUUCACAAUAACUUUGAGAAACAAAUCGUUGAAAUGCCCCAUCGAGCAUUUACAAUUUCUACACUCUUCCAAUAUUGAACAAUCCAUCAAACCUGAUUAUUGGAAGAAAAUGCAAUUAGACGAUUUAUAUGGUUUAGAGACCCAACUGGAAUGGAUGAAAAAUAAAUGUAUCAAAUUCAUAGACCCACCUCAAAGAAUGGAACCCCAUGAAACUUGUUCCUUCGACAUGGAAGUAGAUGCGACUGCCACACCGUUCCAUUUCAACGGGUUUGAUCUGGUUAUCAACUAUGGAAUGAAUGCAAAUGACAAGUCUCGAGUGUAUUUGAAAACGCUUCAUUCUUCAUAUCACGUCACUUUAAAGAGGUCAAUUGAAGUAUCCAGCAUUGAUAUCGUUUCAUUGAAUCAAGAUUUCACAUCUGAAGCAGACCAUGUGGACUGGGUCCAUUACCUUUUGAAGAAGCAAGAGACAGAUGAUAAUUUCAACAUCAACAAAUAUUUGUUGUUACUUCUGGAUGUUAGAAAUUCUUGGAUCGAUAGUAUUAAAACUCAACUCCAUUAUGAGGAUUUUGAAAGUCAUGAGUACACGAUAGAGUCCCUGCAUACCACUAGAGUCGUUAUCCCCAUAAGGAAGCUCGAAUACCAAAAUUACAACUUCAAAAAGCAAUUAGUUCCAAGAGUCUGGCAAGGGCGACAGUACAUCCAAAGUGGCCUCAACGAGGAACAAGAAAUUGAAAUGAGGGAAAGAUUUUGGUGUCGACAGCACAUUCUUUCACGUUUAUCAUGUGAUUGGAUAUUGACUACUGAUGCUUCCAUUAAGGGAACCGUGUAUUUCCCACAAUUUCUCGAGAGAUUCGAUCCCAAGAUGGUCUCAAGCCUUUACGAGGCCAAAUCACCUUACCAUAUUGAUCUUUCUAUUGAUAAACGUAGCGUCACCAAGGGCGAAUGUGUCAAUGCCGUAGUUAAAGUGAGUCCCAGAUCUAUUUCAGAUUGUACCACUUCUCCACAGUCACCACCAGAGAGGCUACUGCUGAAUUUCGCAAUAUUCGAUAGCCAUACGGCAAAACUCCUGUCCAAAUCCAACAGACGUGUUUUGUUCAAUGGGACUCUAUCCCGCCAUUUGAUAGUUAUCAAACCCGUGGAAACGCAAUUGCAAUUGUUGCCGCUGGAAAAAGGUAGCUAUGAGAUCUGCGUAUGCCUCUCUAGAUCCGAUUCGAAAGAUCAAGCAAUACAAUUCAAUUCCGGUUUGGUUACAUUCACUGUAAUAUAA